AUGGAUUCAAUUAUCAAGCAACUUGUAGCGGGGGUUAAUGAAACAAAAUCUGUUGGAAUCUCACGUCUCGAAAUUUUUGAUGAGCCCGGGACGCAGAAUAAGCUAAGUAUAGAUAUCGGUUAUGGAAAUAUUGUUUCUGAAGGAAGUCUAAUCGAGUUGAUUCAACAUGGUGAUAGCGGCUUUGUACUAAAGAUCCCGGCUGCCUUCAAUAGGCUCAAAGUGAUUUUGACUGAAGGGCUGGAUCUUACCCAAAUGGCUUGGUCUAUCUGCGAGCGCCAGUCACAAGACAUCCAGUCCGAAUCAAUAUCUAUCAGCCUGGCCGAGGUCGACGGUUACAUUGAAUUCAAUUUGAUAAAUAAAACCACGAAGAAUAAUGUGUCUUUUAUAUGUCUUUACAAGAGUCCAUGCACGAUUAAAAUUCCAGCAUCAGCUAAGGAAAGUUUCAUCGGCUCAUCGUCUGAAGUCGCCACGGCCUUUCCUGUUCCUGAGGUAACUACACCAGAAGACCAUACUUCUUUGAGCAAAGUAUCUUCUUUUUUUCCUGUGACUCAGGAAGAUGGUCCCGUUUUAAGACAGACAUUGGCGGAAUAUGAACUUAAGAUUCCUGUAUUAUUAAAUGAUUUUGCACGAGCCAAUGAAGUCUUAGAAUCUUUUGCAAACUUAUCACGUCAGACGGCCAGUUCAAAGAAUUCACUGGUAAAAUAUCUUCGGGAUAUUUCUAGAAACAGCAUUCCCGAAAGUCUCAAGCGGAAAGCUUCCAAAGGAGCGAUCGACAAUUCGACUGUUAAUCAACUAAACGCUUUGUUCGAUGAUAGCUAUAAGAAGAUCGUGUUGAAUAUAAGGCAUAAACUUUCCGGCCGGAUAAUCAGUGUUGACACAUUAUCCUGCCAGAAGAAGCUGUUUGAAGAUGAAAGUAAGAAAUACUAUGAUUGGCUCUCCAAACUCUUAAAUUCAGGAAAGAAUAGAGAUGAUAAGCUACUUUUAAAGAGGAAGGCAUUUGAAGUUGCCAAAAUCGAUUACCUCAGUUUUCUUUAUGAUUUAAUGAUUGGGGUUAACCUUCGAUUCAUAUCUCAAAAUGAUGAAGGCUUCAAGUUUUCUUCCUAUGUUCUGGAAUUACAAGGUAAGAGGAAGGAGUUUAGAGCUUCUGUAGUCAAAUCUUCCUCUUUGGCACAGUUGAAGGCUCAGAUGGCCACUGCUACUUUCUCAAAUCUGAAUCAUACCCCAGGUGAAAAAUCGGGUAUCUUGUUUACUCAACGGGGUCAGGGUAAAUCCGGCUGGCAUAAGCAAUGGGUGGUAUUGAAAGCUGGCAAGUUGACUGAAUAUAUGGACUGGAGGAAGGGUGUAUCUGUGCGCAACAAACCUAUCGAUAUAUCCCUUUGUAAUAUAAAAUCCAUAGAUUUUGAGAAACGGAAGAACUGUUUCAGAUUGAUUACAAGUACGGGACUGGAGAGUGCUGUGAUUGUGGAUCUAAGGAUUCUAUCCAUGGGUACUAGUAUAUCCAAAGUGAGAUCGCUCAAGCUUGAUUCUUUUGAUAGAGAAACGCUGGCAUUGUUAUAUCACAUCAAUAAUGAGUCAUCCAACGCUUUUUAUGAAGCUCUUCUUCCGGAAGACCAGAGGAUUAAUGAUUCAGUUUGCGACUCUCGGCGGUUGGAUUUCAUUACCAGGAAGUACUCUAAACGAUCAUGGUUUGACUUUAUGAAGGUUUCAGACCCAUCAAGUCUUCUUAUCCACGGUGUUCAGUAUCACGAUAUUGAUCAGAUCUUGAGAAGUAUUGGCGCAAAAGUAGAUAUUAAUAUGAAGGUGACGAAGCGUGCAUCCAGCUUAGAUUCCAGCGAGAGGAUUGAAUUUAGUAUUUUGGAGUAUGCCUUAUCGCACCCAGUUAAGGAUGAGAUUACAGGUAAGCCGUUAUUUGAUUCUGCCGAAUUGUUAAUACUCAAUGGAACAAGACUUGGUGAUACUACUCAAUCACAUCUUGAAUUGUCGAAGGAAGCAUAUUAUUAUUGGGGACAGAAAAUAAACAAGGUCAACUGUGUCAAGUGCGAACCCAGCAAUGCAACGACCGUAACCGAUUCUAAUACCGCGACUAGCUCCAUCACUGAUUCCUCGAGCCGAGAAGACGGUUUGCAUCAGCUAGCACUAAUUAAGCUUACAGUUCAUAUAUUUCUCAAUCAUAUCAGAGAUUUUGUCAUGAGUGCAAUCCCCAAUUGGACACCUACUUCUUGUAAAACCUACCUGUUUAUACCUAAUGGUAAGGAACUAGUUUGCGAAAAUAUUGAAUUGAAAGAAUGCAUUGGCAGGGGAAACUUUGGAGACGUUUAUAGGGGCAUAUCAGUCGGUACAAAAGUGACUGUUGCUAUCAAGACCAUUAAUUUAGAUAAAUCAGAUGAUGAUAUUCCUAUUCUCCUACAGGAAAUAAAAUUAUUGAGAGACUUGAACAGCCCAUUUAUUACCAAGUGGUAUGAUACUUGUGUCAAAGAUGUGACAAUGUUCAUCUGUAUCGAAUAUUGUGGAGCAGGUUCAUGUACUGACUUACUCAGAAUUCACAAGUCUUUAAAUGAAGUCGCCGUGGCGUACAUUACUAGAGACACUUUACGAGGACUUGAAUAUUUGCAUAGCCUUGGAAUCAUUCACAGAGAUGUGAAAGCGGCCAACAUAUUGCUCACAGAGGAUGCUCAGGUAAAAUUGGCCGACUUUGGUGUUAGUGGCAAACUUCAGAAUUCUGCCAAAAGAAAGACAUUUGUUGGAACACCAUACUGGAUGGCUCCGGAGAUAAUCCUUAGAAAAAACGGAUAUAAUGAAAAAGUCGAUAUCUGGUCAUUAGGUAUUACAGUAAUUGAACUUCGAACAGGAAGGGUUCCUCAUUCCGACGAGGAUCCACUGAAGGCCCUUUACCAGCUGUGCAAGAGACCACCGCCAGGCUUAAUUGGAUCCGAGUAUAGCCACUACAUUAAGGAAUUCACUCGGAUAUGUUUACAGAAGCAACCUCAAUCAAGACCGACCGCAUCAGAUCUUCUCAAGAUGAGAUUUAUCACCAGAACCCGAUUUAAAAGCAAUCCUUUGAUACAGCUCAUUCAGGAGAAGUUGGAGGCAACCAAAUUUCGGCCAAAGAAAAGGCAACCAAAACAUCCAUUGAAGUUUGAUUCCAAUCAUUUCGGUCCAAAUAUGCAGUGGAAUUUUGAGGUGACUACAAGAAAAGAUAAAAUGGGUGGCAGCAGCGGUGGUAAUAUUGCUCACAUCGGUGAUGUACAGAGCAGUACGAUGAUGUAUGACUCUAACAAAGAAAAUUCGGUUGUUACUUCUAUGGAACCACCCGUCUAUGCAAAGAGUCCUUCGCAAUCAAAUGACAUAAUUUUGAAUGAACAAAGCGGAUUAAUACAGAAAGUUUUUGAGAACAUUCUUGUUUUGGACCAGAAGCGUCAUACGUUAGGCGAGCAUAAUACCUGCCGGGACGAUGCCAAAUUCAAAAGCAUUUUGAACAAUGUGCAAUCAUUGACAAUGGAGUUGGAAUUCCUUCAUCCCGGAUUUCUUAAAACAUUAUGUAUAGCCUACCUCAAUUCUCAAUACUGA
Messenger RNA from Brettanomyces nanus, 3567 nucleotides. RefSeq lists its product as uncharacterized. NCBI's taxonomy places the organism in Eukaryota, Fungi, Ascomycota, Pichiomycetes, Pichiales, Pichiaceae. The record is from RefSeq and is a predicted model, not a curated record. The transcript has 4 exons. Gene Ontology annotation, biological process: protein phosphorylation. The coding region runs from base 1 to 3567 and encodes 1188 amino acids. Gene Ontology annotation, molecular function: GTPase activator activity; protein kinase activity; ATP binding.